AUGCAGGCUCUGAGCUCCCGGGCUCAUGCGUUUUCGGUGGAGGCGCUGGUCGGUAAGCCCUGCAAGAGGAUGAAAGUGUCGGACGGGCAGGACACAAGUUCAUCAGGAGACACCGGCAGCGACACGAGCACCUUUACCGGUUCAGCACUAAAGAAGCCAGACGACAGCUCCUGUGACUCGGGCAGAUCGCGCCUCGGCACAGUGAGUGGAGAGGCCGACCCGGCUGGAGAGGAGCGGAGGCCGGGGGAGAGUGACUGCUACCCGGACAGAGAAGUACGGGUAGAGCUGCAGGGCUCGGAGCUGUGGAACAGAUUUUAUGAGAUCGGCACCGAGAUGAUCAUCACCAAAGCUGGCAGGAGAAUGUUUCCGUCAGUGCGCGUCAAAGUGCGCAAUCUUGACCCGUGCCAGCAAUAUUACAUCGCAAUGGAUGUCAUGCCUGUGGACUCCAAACGCUACAGGUAUGUGUAUCACAGCUCGCAGUGGAUGGUGGCUGGAAACACGGACCAUUCCUGCAUUUCUCCCAGAUUGUACGUGCACCCGGACUCCCCGUGUGCAGGAGAGACGUGGAUGCGCCAGGUCAUCAGCUUCGAUCGUGUCAAGCUGACUAACAAUGAGAUGGACGACAAGGGACAUAUCAUUCUUCAGUCGAUGCAUAAAUACAAGCCACGCGUGCACAUCAUCCGCCAUGACCCCCGAAUGGACUUGUCACAGAUCCAGUCGCUGCCUGCAGAGGGUGUGCACAGCUUCUCCUUCCCAGAAACCGAGUUCACCACAGUCACAGCCUAUCAGAAUCAGCAGAUCACCAAGCUGAAAAUCGACAGAAACCCGUUCGCCAAGGGCUUCAGAGACCCGGGGAGGAAUAGGGGAGUGCUGGAUGGCCUGCUGGAGUCAUAUCCCUGGAGGAGUCCCCUCAGUUUGGACUUAAAGCCGUUCACCAUCCAGCUCCAAGGGAGCUCAGGGUCGCCAACCAGCAGCGCUUCCCCUCUGAAGAGUCUCCUGCCUCUGUCCUCCUCUUCAUCUCCAUACCCGUUCUCCUUCUCCUCGCUCUCCUGCCAGGACACGACUCUUCACGCCCUCACUCUCCCCCUCUAUGGCAAAGCCUCUCCCACGUCACCCAUCUCCCCUCUGGCCAGCAGAGGCUACUCCUCCUUGGGAGCAGACAGACUAAGGGCCUUGCCCUCUUUGUCUCCGCUAACAGACCUCCCCCUCCUUACAGCGCUGCAGGGAAAGAAAGUGUCCCACUGUAGGGACCCAUGUCUACAAGGCUCUCCAGGGACUUCACCUUUCCUAAUCCCCCUCCAAGGCCCCCUCAGCCCUCGGGGGCCUGCCUCGUCUCUUCUUCCCCAUCUCCCUGACACUGCCGGCCCCUUCUGUCUCUACCGCUACAGCCUGCCCCUAAACCCGCACCUCACAGCUGUUUCUCGCCAUGCCAAGCUAUCCGAAGACACCGCAGACUGUCUCCUGCGCCAGUCUCCUUGGCACCCAACUGCCAACCACUGCCUCUGACAGCUGGACCGCGCUUACAGGACCCGGUGCUGGCCACGGCCCUGGUCCCUUGUGUGUGCCGGGACAAAGCUUACUGCAGACUCACAAGAAAAUUAAGAAGCCUGACUAUGAGCUGGACGAACCGACCGACUCACAGGAGUGUGGGCUGCUGUUGGUGCUGAAGACAAAGAUGCCAUGUUGGGACCUUGCUGCAUUUAAAAACUAUUUGGGACACAACGUUGGAUUCACCGGCACUCAGACUGAUUCUGAAGCUGCCGGUCAGCAGCUCCCCUUCACUCUGUACGCUCGACCAGAGCUGAAAGGCCCAAUAUGUUGAGUCAAAAGAAACGUAGAUGGGAAACGGGGCAUUAUAUGGGACUGAAAGUGUAGAGCCGCUUUAUGGCUCACUAGACCUUUCCUCCCCAUUUCACUCCUCCGCCUUAACACAGGCUGUAAGGCUGUUACCAAAGCGAAUCGGCAGUAAGACUUGAGGUAUGUGACAGCAUACAUACUAAUGAAUGCGAGAAUGAUUGUUAAACUCACCAUCGGUGCUCAUGAAAAGUGUUUUUUGAUAUUUUGAAACACUUUGAUCAGUUGAUACAGUUUUCAAAAAGCCUGUUGUUUUUCAUGCAUAUUUGUAAACAAAGUGAAAGAGAAUACAUUUUCUUACGCUCUUAGUUGUAUUCAUGUGAAU
Molecule: messenger RNA, 2179 nt
Organism: Myripristis murdjan (pinecone soldierfish)
Lineage: Eukaryota; Metazoa; Chordata; Actinopteri; Holocentriformes; Holocentridae
Gene: tbx22
Product: T-box transcription factor 22
Exons: 8
Coding region: 1-1506 (501 amino acids)
Biological process (GO): cell fate specification; positive regulation of DNA-templated transcription; regulation of transcription by RNA polymerase II
Cellular component (GO): chromatin; nucleus
Molecular function (GO): RNA polymerase II cis-regulatory region sequence-specific DNA binding; DNA-binding transcription factor activity, RNA polymerase II-specific
Source: RefSeq, a predicted model, not a curated record